CCGAUUUUUUAUGUCGAAAUAGAUCAUAUGAUCGUGAAACCACCAGAAACGUAAACACUGUGCAUGCAGUACUAGAGUGCGACAUGUCAACAUAAAUGUAUCAAAGGCAAAGCUUGAGAGAAAAUGUUUGAGCCGAGACAUGGCGAGAUUCGACAGCGCAGUGUCAGUACCAACACAGAACGGACAAAUCUACAGGAGGCCGCGGCCACACCUUACUUACAUAGAAGCUUGGGGUUCAGAACAGAAUGUGAGAAGGAGGUAUAUGAGAUACAGCUAGUACAACUACAGGAACAGCUGGAGUCGGCCAUGAUUGAAAAAGAGCAGAUGGCACAUCAGCUCAAAAAAUACUCUAAACCUGCAUUUAGAAAACUCGAGGAUGAACUAGAAGCCGAAAGAAGGAAAAACAAGGACCUUCAGCUAAUGAUAUCAUCAAAAAGAAACAGUAAAUCACUGUUGGACUCUUCAAGUGACUCCACAUCUACUUCUGAUAUACAGAGAAAGGGCUCGGAGAUCAGAACAGGACAAAACAAGAAAUAUAUAGAGAAAGGCUCAAAUAAAACAGGAAAGUCUUGGAACUUUUCGAACAGGAUUAUGGAAAGGUUGGUCCGUUCUGUGUACGACAUUGCAGAGGACUUUUCUGCAGACUCUACAGUUGAUGAAAAGGAGGAAAAAGAGAAAGAUGGACAGGUCAACAUAUCAAUUUUAAAAGCAAAUGUCAAAAGAUUUGGCACUGCUUUGAAGCCGUACAUAAACACCGUCAAAGGAAUUCAAGGACUUCUGAGAUGGCAGUCCUCCUCAUACACUCUCAUUGUCUUCAUGGUGUAUAUGUAUGCAGUUUGGAUGGGGUGUGCAAUGCAAGUCUUCUUAUUGUGUCUCAUCUUCAGACAUUUCAUUAGUUAUCUACAAAACUUAGGAAUCACAAUCAAAUUUAACUUUUUUCACCAUGAGGAUGAAAAUGAAUCAAAAAAAGAGGAAGCCUCCCUAGGGAUAUCAGAUAAAAUCAACUUAGUUGUACAAAUAGCCAAGAAAGUGCAGGACUUCCUUGGACAAGCUGCAGACAGUCUUGAAAAAAUCGAAAGUGUCCUGACCUGGAGGUAUCCCCCAGCUGCCAGGCGGCUCUUCACUGCUCUGUGUGGUGCCUUUAUCAUGUCUCUAGUGGUGGACUUCAAUAUUUUGCUAUUCAUUAUGGGUUUUAACAUGGGAAUAAAGCUGUUUGUGAUUGACUAUGUAUACUACAAGUUUCCAAAAGUCAAGCGGAAAUACGACUCUGUUUACAAACUUUGGAAGUCCCUCCCGACCCGACACGAGUGGGAAUGGACUCAUGUACAGUCUCAUAUUGAUGAUUGUGUGUUGCCUGACACAAGCAUCAGUACACAAAAAGAGAAUACCGCUGCCUGUUCAAAAAAUACAGAGAACACUGCAGAAUCGGAAGUGGCGGAUGGAGAUAGGGAGUUCAUCAAGCUCUUCUGUUUACCUCCCUCAGAAAUCCCUUUAUCUGGGUGGCGCGGAGGGAGACGGUGUACGUUGGUAAACAGAGAAAAGAAGGGCAUUGGUGUCUUUAAAAACGGCAAACUGUAUCUAACGAAAAGUUUUUUGUGUUUUGAACGAACAUGCAGUCCAUCUAAAGAAAACCUCCUUAUUCCUCUUGUUGAUAUAUUGGCCAUCAAUAAAGCUAAACCUUUUCAAUUUAUGCUUGGAACCGGUAUGGCGAUUGAAAUCAAUAUGAAAGAACGGAGUUUUGUAUUUGGCGGCAUGUUGGGUCGGGAUGACGCCUAUGACAGCCUACAUGAACACGGUGUCAACAAUGAGUUGCCAUGGGCAACAGGAAUUCCAUUGGACGAUUUACCUUCCCGCCCAAAAGUUGUAAGAUUGACAGAAAACAAACCAAACUUCAGUUUUCCGGCGGAAUAUUGUGAUAUUGAUUAAAAUCGUUUUAGUUUUCACGCUGUACCAUUACAAAAUUACAUAUUACAGACUAUUAAUGUGACAUGGAGUAUUAAAGAGCCGUGUCAUCAGUUUAUUUAAAUAUUUGUUUUAAGAAAGUUUUAUAUUCCGAUGUUUUAAAGAUAUUUUGUGACGAAAAUAUGUAUUAUACACAUAGUAAUAUUUCUCUUCAAGUACUCAAAGUUUUCUUUGGUUGUGAAAACACUAAUAAUAUACCAGUUAAAUUAUCCAAUAUGAGUUAAUCUUGGUCAUGGGAGUGCAAAUAAAA
This is a messenger RNA of Magallana angulata, 2212 nucleotides long. RefSeq names its product GRAM domain-containing protein 4-like. The record is from RefSeq and is a predicted model, not a curated record. Gene Ontology annotation, biological process: negative regulation of toll-like receptor 9 signaling pathway; apoptotic process. NCBI's taxonomy places the organism in Eukaryota, Metazoa, Mollusca, Bivalvia, Ostreida, Ostreidae. The transcript is spliced from 18 exons. The coding region runs from base 124 to 1926 and encodes 600 amino acids.